AGUGCCACCUAGAUGACAACGAGGACAGCGUGAGGGUUAAGCAUUGCAUCCGUCGUUUGCAAGCCUGUUGAUUUAGCUAAUUCACCGGGUGUCUAAAAGCCAGAUGCUUAGAGUUAAUAUAGUAUCACAAACUUUGUGGAAAUGCCGUAAUAUGGAAACCUGAUUUAAGUUAUGACUUGGAUGCCCAAGGCUUAUCUUGCAACCUGAGGAAACUUGGGACUGAAGAAACGAAAAUAACUAGUGCUCUUUGUAUGAUAAAGUUGUAGCUAUAGCUGACAGAUUUUAGCCUACUUUUUGUUGGCAACGGUGCGGAAAAGCUUUUCUCGAGAAACCUUCUUUGUUACACCUAAAACUAACAGGCUAAUUCUUUAAAAAUACUUUUUGAAUUCGGUCACAUUGACAACCAGCGUGGAAAAUAAUUUACGUAUUGCGAGGUAAACCUGUAACUGAGAGGAUUUCUUCCACAGCCGUGUGCAAUUUCAAGACAAACAAAAUGUUGUUGUUGAGAAGUCAGGCACCUCCGUGUCCUUGACAAUGGAAAAUAAAUCAGUGGCUAGGCACGUCAAAUCAAAAAACAUCCAGGACUACUUCAGAAGAGUUCAACAACAAGGAUUUGAGGGGAGUAGUCCACGAGCAAGCAACAACUCGAAUAUGCCACCAUGUCACGUUGGAACAUAUUGGAACAUGGAAGUUUCUGGUUUCAAAAAGCUGCAACAACAAAAGGUCAACAACAAAAGAAAACGACAAAAAUCUUCUAGUUUCCUAAAGGAUAAACCCUCAGAGCGCACUGGAAUUAUAGUCAUUUCAGAGUCAAGCAACUUCGGUGAUGACAGUGUUCAGGUUAACGGCACCACAGUUGAGUCAAACCUUGACAGAACAAUAACCGAAGCAGACACAAUACCAAAACAUGGGGCCGAGGAGAAGAUGUUUGCAUCUUAUUUUACUAAGAAAGAGCACUUGGAGAGUGAAGGGACUCAAACAGGGUUUGACAAACAGCAUCAACAAACUAAAUCAAAUGCGGUAGGCCUGUCUAUCAAGCAGGGUUUAGAAUUAGAAGUCACCGAGUCGAAUUCAGCCUAUCAGACAAUGUCAACUACCCACUCUGUCUGGACAGAGGAAUUUUCUGGACCGGUCCAAAAGAGAUGCCUUUUAGAAAUACAAGAGUCAAACCCUGUGUUCCCAGUCAAAAGAAUCUUUGCCGCACUACAGAACAAAUACAAGGAACACAGUAAAGUGUUAAAAUAUCCUGGAGUAGCUUUGAGCAACCCUCCAUCCAUGCUAAACCCAGCGGGAGCCAAGCGGAAACGUCAUAACAACGAGAGAGGAGACUCGGAGAAGCUUCCCAAGCGCUGGAGGUACAACUUGGAGGAGAUGGCGCAGAAGGAGACCAUUACCCUGGUCCGUGGUUCCCCUUCCGAAUCAGCCAGUAGGAGCUCCGUGGUGCUUCCAGCAAGAGGGCAGCCUGGGAAGUGCAGGCUGAGCCGGACUCACAGGCUCAGGCAGCUGAGCCUCUGCCUGGGUCCGAGUGAUGUACCAAAGCCUGCUCAGUCACAUCAACCAGACUCUGAUGGCGCAACUCUAAGCUGCCACAGAAGAGAUAAACGCAUUGAGGAUUUGCUUUGGACGGACAAGUACUGCCCUCAGAACUCAAGCGAGGUCAUCGGCAACUCCACAUCAGUGAAGAAGCUCCACAGUUGGCUCAAGAGGUGGAAACUGCGAGCGGAUUGUGAAGAGAGGAGAAGGGAGCUGGAGAAGAGACAGGAAGAUGACAGCAACGACUCGUGGGACUGCGGGGACUUCCAGGGAGAAGCCUGUGUGGAAGAGGAGGGAGAAGAGCUGUCCACCACCAUGCUCAUCACAGGCCCCCCCGGGGUGGGGAAGACGGCCUCUGUGUACGCCUGUGCCCUGGAGCUGGGCUUUAAGGUGUUCGAGGUGAACGCUUCCUGCCAGCGCAACGGUCGCCAUGUGCUGACACAGCUGAAAGAGGCUACCCAGUCCCACCUGGUGGACAUUCAGGGACAAGCCCUCCUCAAACCCACUUACCUCAGGAACAACAGCUCCACCAAACCUGACACCUUGUCUGGGACAGAAACCUCCUCAAGAAAGCUUGUCUCAUCAUCCAGGAAGUUUCCCAGACAGAACUCUUGCAGUACAAGGCAUAAAGGAAAGGGCAAUCAAGCUGCCAUCACACUGGCCAACUUCUUCAAGAUGAAGAGCAAAGCAGAGAGUAUCGCUGUAGACGGUCUGUCAUCUAAAAACACAGAUAUCCAGACUUCCUCGAACUACCCGUCACCAGACAAUGAAGAACCAGCAACCGGGAAACAGAAUAAAAUGACGACCACAUCCCUUAUUCUCUUUGAAGAGGUCAAUAUCAUAUUUGAUGACGAUGUGGGAUUCCUCUCGGCGAUCAAGACUUUUAUGUCAACGACCAAAAGACCUGUGAUCCUGACGACAGACGAUCCUUCAUUCCGUACAAUAUUCAACGGCAACUUCGAAGCGGUUCUUUUCAAAACGCCCUCAACGGUGAACACAUGCAGCUACCUGAGGCUAUUGUGUCUGGCCGAGAACAUCAGGACGGAGCAUGGUGACAUCACUUCCCUUCUUGAGGUGACCAGUGGUGACAUCAGACGUGGCGUGUUGCAGGUGCAGUUGUGGGGCAGUAGUAGAGAGAAGCGGAGCCCUCAGACGGAAGCUCCGGAAACUUCCAAUGUUCCUGUCACGGUGGACCCCAAGUCUAAAGACCGCAUGCCUCUAUGCCAUCUUCCUCAUUGUGAGCUGGGAUGUACUCCAAGCAUGUUGGGUCUUCUGAAUGCUGGCCUCAGACAAGAGCUGGUGAACUUUCAGAAAUCCUGGAUGGAUCCAGAAGUUAUCAAGCUCAUGGAGGUGCUUAGAGAGAGUUGGAGGAGAGGCGUUCCUCUGCUGUACUCAAACCUGGAGUUCCUCUCACUCUCAACAGCCCGAACCCAGCCUGCUUCACUCUCCAUCCCAGAGGAAGUGGCUCAAACUGGGCCACGGAAUAAUCCAAGACCGGCCGACAUCCACCCCCAGACUCCAGAGCUAAGCUGCACCGCCCCAACCAGGACCUCUUCUAGACUGAGUAGAAAGAAACGCACCCGGGUAUCCGACCCCGGGUCCAUUCACAGCGUGUCACCACACAGAACCUCGCUGUCGUUGAACAUUCAUUCAAGGACCUCUAGCACUAAUGACAAGCCUACGACUUUAAACCAGGCACGGAGGCUUGAAUCCCAGAGUUUAGGUGCCCUAGCUGACUUCAUGGACCUCAUGUCCCACCUAGAUUCUACCCUUCCCACCCCAGUCCUUCACCCAGCCGGCCCAUGUGGAUCAGGAGAGUUUAUCUGGACAGGGGCCCGGGUGAAAGACGGACUGCUGGAUGAGAUGCGAGAGGAGGAGCAUGGGAGUUGUAGUGCGGAGAGGGUGUUGGAGAUCCAGGCUGCUCUUGAAGCGUUGGCCUUUCACACGUGCCACACUGUGGUGUCAGGGGUUUGGGGGAGAGGGCAGGAUUUGGGGGAGGGGUGUAGGGAUGGGGUCACAGAGGAACUCACUUCUCCUGUCGCUCCACACAGACAGAUUUUCAGCUUCACUCACACUUCAAUUUUGGAACCAAGUGUGAGCCAAAGAAGAUACGACAUCAACAAGAUUGUCUUCUCAAGCAGAGCCUUUUCUACCAUGGGCAACAAGCAGGCUAUUGCAGUGGACUACCUGCCUAUCCUCCGCACCAUCUGUCAGUCGCAAAGAUCCCAGGAGCAGGCCGGCGGCAGGUUUCAGCAUUACUUCAGCCGUAUUCAACUUGGACUCUCAAAAUCAACCAUCCAGCUCCUUGCCGAAGACUUUCCUUAAUGACCUGGGCAUCUUAAUUGUGUGGUAAUACAAUGGUGUUGAUUCUAUGAAAUAAGUAGCACUGAAAAAUACGAUACAACCCAUGAAAAUGUGAAUAAAAUUAAGUAUUUUCUUUAUGUAACAGUACUGUGAGUUGGCAUGUAUGUCUGAGGUCUGAGAUUUCAGUGUAGAACACAUGUUGAUAAAGCAAUAGGCUUUGUGAAACAUUCUUUUCAUAACAUCCGUCUUUUACAAUAUUGAAAAUCAAUGCACCAAAACAGAAGGUAAAUAACGAGUCUUGUUCUAUUCCAGAGUACAUUUGAACAAAUAUUUAGAAUAUUUAAAUAGUCCAUUCAAAUCUCCCAUCAAGGAUUUUUUGGGGGUGAAAUCUACCAGCACUGAGGUAAAGGUCCCAUUUUAACUCGGUUCAUUGAGCAGCUCAUAAAACGCCACUGCCUGCAGCAGCGCGUCGCUCAUCUCCUCUCGUGUGUUCCCCAUCUGGAACGCGUCCCUGUACUUCACCAGCAGGUGCGUGGGGAACUUCACCCUCGGAGACUUCUGCACCGACGACUCGCUCAUCAUUUGUUGCACCAACUGGGAACCGCUGGUGCGCGACUCGCGCA
Molecule: messenger RNA, 4460 nt
Organism: Osmerus eperlanus (European smelt)
Lineage: Eukaryota; Metazoa; Chordata; Actinopteri; Osmeriformes; Osmeridae
Gene: atad5b
Product: ATPase family AAA domain containing 5b
Exons: 12
Coding region: 535-3858 (1107 amino acids)
Cellular component (GO): nucleus
Molecular function (GO): ATP binding; DNA clamp unloader activity; ATP hydrolysis activity
Source: RefSeq, a predicted model, not a curated record